This is a messenger RNA of Suillus clintonianus, 1489 nucleotides long. Its product is annotated as PrpF protein-domain-containing protein. NCBI's taxonomy places the organism in Eukaryota, Fungi, Basidiomycota, Agaricomycetes, Boletales, Suillaceae. The record is from RefSeq and is a predicted model, not a curated record. The transcript is spliced from 3 exons. Bases 161 to 1327 code for a protein of 388 amino acids.
UUAACAAGCGCUGAAUAGCGCUACGCGCCUAAUUUAUCAUUCAGCGGCAGCCACGUAAACAAAAGCGGUUACACUUGUACACCGUGACAUACCAAGAAUACUUUCUGUUACUAACUUCUGUAUCGCAGGCCUAGCCGAUGAGUAGUACGACUGAGACAACAUGCCAGUUGUAUUCAAAUCCACCACCCAUUUUUCGUCCAAGCUGCGUUCUCACUGUGUGCUGCAACGCAUGCAUAGGAGAUUCACCACUCUCAACCCCAUUCCAGCCACCUUUCUGCGUGGAGGCACGUCAAAAGGCGUUUUCCUGAACAGGGCGCAUCUUCCAGAAGACCAAUCUCAAUGGGCCCCAAUCUUCCUAGGGAUCAUGGGCUCCCCAGACACAGCCAACGGUCUCCAGAUCAACGGCAUGGGCGGCGGCAUCUCAAGCCUGUCCAAAAUAUGUGUCGUUGGCCCAGCCUCUGCGGAGCAGAAGGUGCAAGGCAUCGAUGCUGAGUACACUUUUGUCCAAGUAGGCAUCCGUGAUGCCACUAUCGACCUCUCUGGAAACUGUGGCAACCUUUCCAGCAUGGUUGGUGUAUUCGCCAUGGACGAAGGAUUUUGUUCCCGAGAUCCUUCUACUCCAUCCGGAACCACUACUAGUACCAUCCGACUUCUUAAUACGAAUACGAACAAAACAAUCGAUACCACAUUUCCUGUCACCGUCGCUGACUAUCAGGUCCAGCCAAAACUCGACCUACUCCAGACCACAAUGGCAGGCGUCCCUGGAAAGGCCUCACAAAUAACCCUCGAAUUUAUCUCUCCAGGAGGUGCGCGUACCGGAAAACUACUUCCAACAGGCAAGCCCCUCGACUCCGUGUACACCCACGACCAAGAAAUCCCAGUUUCCCUCAUCGACGCGACGAAUCCCACAGUCUUUGUAGCAUAUGCAGACUUGUCCCGAAUUCUUCGUCCUUUAUCCCUCAUCGAUUUUUCAGCCCCAGAUUCACGGAAAUUGAUGGAGUCUAUCAGACGCGCAGCACUUUCGCCGUCGUGUAACCCAGAUCAUGACAUCGGUAUCCAUGCCUUCUCGAUGGGCGUUUUGCAUAAAGCCGUACCCAUGACUGUCGGUCUGUGUCUUGGUGUAGCCGCAAAAGUUGGAGGCACGCUUGCCUGGCAUUUGACCAAGCCAAUGCGUCUCGGGAAGGUGAGGGAGAGUGAGUUGAUCAGAAUCAAACAUCCGAGCGGCAUUGUGGAAGUGGGAGCAGACUUUGGAGCAGAUGGUGAGGUCUUGAAAGCGAAAGUAGUUAGAACGGGAAGGAGAAUCAUGAAGGGGGUUGUCUGGUGGUAGAUUUAAAUGACAUCGGCAUGAUACUUACUCGAUACCUUGGACAUCUUGCUAAGUAAGUACCCAUAGCGUACCCGGUGGACGAUUGUAUAAUAGAACUACAAAAAGUGGUUCAACUGAGGAUCGAACUCAGAACCUUCUGUGUGUGAGACAGAAAUCAUAACC